Molecule: messenger RNA, 501 nt
Organism: Wickerhamiella sorbophila
Lineage: Eukaryota; Fungi; Ascomycota; Dipodascomycetes; Dipodascales; Trichomonascaceae
Product: Diphosphoinositol polyphosphate phosphohydrolase DDP1
Exons: 2
Coding region: 1-501 (166 amino acids)
Biological process (GO): diphosphoinositol polyphosphate metabolic process; diadenosine hexaphosphate catabolic process; adenosine 5'-(hexahydrogen pentaphosphate) catabolic process
Cellular component (GO): nucleus; cytoplasm
Molecular function (GO): bis(5'-adenosyl)-pentaphosphatase activity; diphosphoinositol-polyphosphate diphosphatase activity; endopolyphosphatase activity
Source: RefSeq, a predicted model, not a curated record
AUGAGUACCACUGCGAGGUCGAUGGAAGCUCGACAGGGUCGCGAUAAGCAAAAAUAUGCCUCCAAUGGUGCACGUGUUGUAGCUGGCGCCGUCGUUCUUAGUAAAGACCGUCGGCAAGUGCUCGUCGUUUCGUCCGAGGCCCGACCAGAGUUUUGGGUUUUACCAAAAGGCGGUGCGGAAACGGAUGAAACUAUAGAAGAAUCAGCUAUCCGUGAAACCUGGGAAGAAUCUGGUGCCAUUGGCUCGAUUGAGAGUAAAAUAGGAACUUUUUUGGACGAGCGGCCGCCCAAGCACUGGCGCAAAGAGAACGGCCCGCCCCCACCCCGCACCGAGUUUCACUUCUUCAACAUGAUUGCUGAUCGUCUAGCAGACGAUUGGCCGGAAAAGAACAAACGUCGUCGGCAGUGGAUGACGUUUGAACAGGCCCAUACCGCCUUAAUAGAAAACGAUCGCCAGCCGCUUGCCGACGCUCUAGCCGCCAGUGCGUGUUUGCGCGGAUGA